Lasiodiplodia theobromae is the source of this 5514-nucleotide messenger RNA. RefSeq names its product Rho guanyl nucleotide exchange factor. Lineage: Eukaryota; Fungi; Ascomycota; Dothideomycetes; Botryosphaeriales; Botryosphaeriaceae. The record is from RefSeq and is a predicted model, not a curated record. The transcript has 3 exons. Bases 1 to 5514 code for a protein of 1837 amino acids. Gene Ontology annotation, molecular function: guanyl-nucleotide exchange factor activity.
AUGCAGCCAGAGGACAUGGACUCGUGGAGCAGCAGCGCUCCCUCGGGCCUGUAUGAGCAGCACCGCCACGCUGGCUACCACGCGAACGGAUCCUUACCCGCUGAGGCCUCGUUCGACGCACUGGAUGGCGAAGACCCAGACAGCUUCUAUCGUCAGGGUCCUUUCAUUCCUCCUUCCUCCCCCCCGCAACCGAACGUGGUCGUCAACGGCGCGAUGGCGACGGUCUCCAACCGUCCAGAUCUUCCUCACCGCGUGCCCAGCGCUAAGUCGCCCCCGCCAGCCUUGAAGUCCGCCCGCCAGAACCUGCGGUCUGUAUCGAGCCCGGCCUCGUCGCUGCCCGUGUCCAAUGGUUCGAGACCGACUGCUACCAAUUCCUACCGCCCGCCCGUCAAGAACAUUGUCAGCAGGUUCAACCAAACGGCCGGCCCCGACGAGGCCGCCAGCGCGACGAAGCUCCGGAAACCCGUCCCUUCGACCAGAUCCGCUCCUCGUCAUGCCAGCUCGCCCGUCUCCACCGCCACAAGUGUCGACCCGGUGCGCGAGGCCGAGCCCGGGCACUCUCAUACUGAACACGCGAAGGGCAGCAAUGGGCUCAACGGCGCGGCAGCUUCUCGCAAUGUCCUGAGGCGCGGCGCCAACCAGUCGCAGGCGCCCGAGCAUGGUCGUCGCCAUGCCAAGUCAUCAGUAAGCUCUUUAAGUUCGAGUCAAGGUGGUUCGGGUCGGCCGCUGCUGUUCGGCGAGCUCCCGAACAAUGCGCUCGGCCCAGAGUCACUCGGUUACGGCAUUUCGGAGACUGCGCGUCAUCGCAGCGGUUCACUAGAUACCAAUGCGCAACGACCUACCGGCUUGUUCUCCCAUGGGAGAAGCCGUACGACGCCAAACGUCCCGAUGCUCCCCACUCCGGGACGCGGUCGCUCCGCAUCAGCUCUAGGACACAGGAGAUCACGAAGCGACCUUACUGGCCUGCCGCGCUCACCAUCGCACGAGGCACACUUUGACCCGAACAGCAUUGACGAGUACUUUUCUCAGAUCCAAGCUUCCACUCGCGGGGCGCAUUCCAAGAUCCCCCUUCCGUCAACGCGACGCCCUUCAGUCACAUCCGAGUCCGCUUCCUCGAUCCAGUCGUCGCGCGCAAGCUCUGCGCUGAGCGAACGUAGAUAUCACACCAAGGCGCCGUCCGCCGACAAAAGCACAAACAAAAACAUCGCCAGCAAGGACUCUACGCCACGCGCGCGCCCCGUCACACCAAGCUCCACCCGCAGAUACGCCGCAACCCCUGGCAAACGAUCAGGCGAGAGUCCCAAGGUAUCGGUACAGGUCAACGUCCCACCGCCCACCCUGUCGCCCGUCCUUCGCAGCUCUCGCCCGCGACAACCCGUAUCAGCGGCCUCGACUGCUGCCUCGAGGGCAAAAAUGGCCGAUCGCCUGAGGAAUGCACCGUCGUCUGCAAACAGGAGAGGAACGGGGAAAACAUCCGCAAGAGGGCCUCCCCAAAAGCCUAAGCCUCGGGGUGAUCUCGGGCUUGCAGGGCCUACCAUUGCUGACCGAAAGGCUUUGAUUGAGAAGUCCAUGCGAGCUCAAGGAAUUUCGGCGCACCGGAACGCGUCUGCAACGAAGUCCAAAUCUGGGUCCCGCGCAGCGAGUCCUUCCUCGGACGCACGCGAUAAGCAAAUCGUCAGCUCACAGGCCAAUGCCGAUGGCGCUACCACUCUAGACGAACCGCUUCCAGAUACGAUGCACAUUCAUAGACUGUCUGUGGAUGGUUCCCUUCAAGCAGAACAGGGCCCGAAGGCAGGAACAGUAGCAUUUGAGAGCGAGUCCCCAGUGUUGGGGACGCUUGCUCCCGCAUUCUCCCCCAAAGGCCAGCGGGAUAACACACCCAAGCCAGACUCACAGCGCGAUUCCGUUUUCCACGAGAGCGGGGACGACGAAUUCCCCAACUGCCGUUCCUCUUUGACAAAUGCAGCCCCGAUCGACAGGAACGUACUUGACCAGGUCUUGCAGAUCCGUGGGAGCGUUUGCUCCAGCGCGUCCCACACGGACAUUGCGGAAAGUGAGAAGGAUGACUCAGGUUCAAUCAACAUCAUGCUUCGGGCGACCCCCUCGCUGGAACAAUCACAACAACUGUGGUCCGACCAAAGCCAAGGUUCUCAGGAUCAAAGCGCCCGCUGGAGCACUGCCUCAUAUGAAGCUUCGGUUGAAGGAAUCCAGUUCGUCGACGACGGAAGCGAACGGCGCGACUCUUAUUCCUACGAAUCCUAUUCCUCCAUCGCGCCGGAUGAUUCGAUUAGCAUGGCCAUGACAAGACAGCAUCACGACCCGCGUGCUGCAGACUGGACGCCUCAGAUUCACCGAUUGCCCUCGAAUGGCCGCUUUACUCGUGACCAUUCCGAUGGAAACAGCACGAUUCUCAAAAUCCUUGACUUCUACCGGAGCUCAAAACCGGUCACGCCCGAGAUCGCCCACGGUUUCCAGCAGCAAAUCAAGGCCGUUUCUCCAUUCAUACAAUACGAUGAAUGGACAUCUCGAGAAAAGACUGAGCAGUUCCUGACAAGUCUGGUCAAAGACAGUGCGAGUGUCGCUUCUGCUUCGCCUGAAGAUACCCCUAAACAAAUGUCCCAAGCUUAUGUCCAGGACGACUUCCUCGAUGACUACGAACGGCGUUUGGCACCGGAAGGCGACCUGGGUGGGACUGCGAUAAUUUACGGAUCCUCGGAGUUUUACGGUAAGCCUUCGCGACCCGCAAGCACCAAAGGUGUCGAAGCGGAGGAUCGACCCGCUCCGCCUCCUAAGGAUUGGAGAUACUCGCCGGGACAAGCAGCUCAGAACACUUCGCCCAGCGCCGGCCCGACUACGCCUCUAAACCCUGUCUCGAGGCUCACCAGCCCGUUUCAACCAAACUUGCCCCAGGUUCAAAGCACCACGGAAGCGCUGGGCCUCAAUAUCCAAAAUCACCCAUCAAAUGCGGAUUCUCCCGUUUCGAGACAUCACGCGAUGUCACCCCAAGCAGAUACAACUGCUGGAGCACCAGCUACACCGCCAGCUCCAAGUGUGCUCAGGAAACCUUCUCAGGACAUUACAGUGCCUGGAGAUGCUGAAGCUGGGGCUCCUAAAUCGAACAACCCGACAGAUGAUUCCGAUGGAGUUAGGCAACAGGUAGCAUCAAGUGCCGCUAGCCACAUGUCUGUGGAGGCGACAAAUGAAAAACCAGCCCAGCAAGACCCCGAGGAAUCCAAGCGACUCGGGCAACGCAGGUAUCAAAUUAAAGAGCUUCUUGAAACCGAGCUUCACUACUUUCAGGACAUGAAAGUUGUGGAGGACAUAUACAAGGGCACAUCAUACGCUAUACAUGAAGUUAGUGAUGAUGAUCGCAAGGUCCUCUUUGGCAACACGGCGGAAAUUGUUGCGUUCUCACUCAACUUCCUUGAUGCCCUUAGGCCUGCGGCGGAACCCAUAUUCAAACUGAAUCAGGGUGGGAGGUGGCACAAGCGCAACAGCAUUUCGACAAAUGGCGACCCAAGCGAAACUCCUGGACCACCAGACGAUCGCAUGGAUAGAAAGACUGCCAUCGGUGGGGCCUUUCUGGACCAUUUGAACGAGAUGGAGAGAGUCUACUGCGCUUACGUGCAAAACCACACUGCGGCCAACAACCGCCUCCAGGAGAUCCAAAAGAACAAACAGGUUCAGAUCUGGCUGAGUGAGUGUCACAAUUAUGCAGGCGACAUCACCACAGCAUGGGACCUGGAUUCUUUGAUCAUCAAACCAACGCAGCGGUUCCUCAAGUACAGUCUGCUGCUCGAGGGCAUAAUCAAGAUGACGCCGGAAGAUCAUCCCGACUACACGAACCUGAAAUUCUCCAUUGAGGGUUUGAAAGCUCUCAGCACCAGGAUCAACGAGACUAAAGGGAGGAAGGAGAUUGUAGAGAAGAUCGUCACGCGCAAGCGCGAAAAAUCAGACGCUGGCAUCGGAGCUGCAGUACAGAAGGCGUUCGGACGGCGCGCAGAGAAAGUGAAGCAGCAGGUUGGCCUUUCCGAGACAGUCGAUGAUCCUGAGUACGACGCCAUCUCUCAGAAGUUCGGUGGACACUUCUUCCAGCUGCAGAUCGUGAUGAGAGAUGUCGAGAAAUAUCUCGAGGAUGUCGACAAAAUGGUCAAGCAAAACUGCAUCCUCGCAGAAGAGUUGGAAAAGUGGCUUAAUGUUGGCCUGCCUGAGCACCCCGAGAUCGAGAGCAAAUGGCGCCAGUACAUGAUGAUGAUCAAAGAGAUCACCACGUACGCGCUCGAAAGUCACAAAGAUGAGGUCCGCAAGACCGUCAUCAAGCCCAUUUCGGUCCUGUGGGAUCUGCACGGAAAGCCCCAAAAGCUCAUGCAGAAGCGCAAGAAGCGUCUGCCCGACUAUGCGAAGUACAAGCUCCUCAAAGACAGUGGCGGAAAAGUCGACAACAAAUUGAAGGAAGUCGGCGACGAGUUCAUCGCCAUCAAUGGAGCUUUGAAAGACGACUUGCCCAAGCUCUACUCGAAGACCAAGUUGCUGAUCGAGGCUUGUCAGAAGAAUCUUAUCGAUUCUCAAAGGAGAUGGUACCAGGUCCUGAGCCUUCAGUUCGAGAAACCUCUGUUCCAAGGCGAGCAGGUCGACCUCAAGCUCCUUGAAUUGUCGGCCAUCGAGAAUGCCUUCGAGGUGGAUUAUUUCAGGUGCAGGGAAGAGCUAGAGCGGAUCGAAAGCGUCAUUCGGGGUGUCAAGGAGGCUGCGGCAUUCUCUCCAGCCACCACCUUCAUGGGCGAUGACCUAUCGAUGAAGCGGCCGUCGACGUUUGCAAGCUCCAAGCGCACUCAGUCCAUCAACAGCGACCAUUCCAUCAUCAUCACGUCGCCCACUCCCGGUUCGCAACGCCAAAGCGGCAAUUACUCUCAAGUGGAAGUCGGCAAUACGCCUCUCAUCAUGGACCCUCCGCAGAUGUCACCCACCAUGCCUUCGCCAACGGGCCCGGGAAGAGUCCGGGCAGGGUCAACCAUGUCAAGCCGUGGCCCUUCAACUCCUCACUCGGUCUCGGCCCAGAUGCCGACUGCCGGCUACUUUCCCCAGCGACCGACCACUUCUACCGGACGCACCCCGGAUCCGUCUUCAUCUCAGACACGCAUCAGCUUGGACGCUCCCGAACAGGGCCGCUCGUCUGGCCAGUCUGCUUUCUCAUCUCAAUCUCAAAAUACCCGGUCUUCUUCCAUCUUCUCGUCCGCCAUGCCGAUGUCAGAUUCCCCGACGGACACUAGAGAUGACGCCCUCGAGCAGGAUGCCGGUGAGGACAAGGUUUUGUUUUUGGCCGCCAGUCUGUUUGAGUUCAACAUCGCCCACGAUCGCCGUGAGGCUGGAUUUCCAUACCUGGUCUACGUUCCUGGAGAGGUCUUUGACGUCCUCGGCAUGCGAGGCGAGCUGUGGCUCGCCAGGAACCAAGACGACCCGUCCGGCACCAUUGGCUGGAUCUGGGAGAAGCACUUCGCCCGCAUUUUCUCGGAGUGA